Molecule: messenger RNA, 5631 nt
Organism: Cynocephalus volans (Philippine flying lemur)
Lineage: Eukaryota; Metazoa; Chordata; Mammalia; Dermoptera; Cynocephalidae
Gene: MYO16
Product: myosin XVI
Exons: 34
Coding region: 31-5631 (1866 amino acids)
Biological process (GO): negative regulation of G1/S transition of mitotic cell cycle; neuron projection morphogenesis; phosphatidylinositol 3-kinase/protein kinase B signal transduction
Cellular component (GO): nucleoplasm; perinuclear region of cytoplasm; myosin complex
Molecular function (GO): protein phosphatase binding; actin filament binding; cytoskeletal motor activity
Source: RefSeq, a predicted model, not a curated record
CAGUUAUGUAACAUUUUUCGAUCCCAUGAGAUGGAAAUUGACCAGUGCUUGCUGGAGUCCCUUCCCCUUGGCCAGAGACAGCGUCUGGUGAAACGGAUGCGCUGUGAGCAGAUCAAAGCCUACUACGAGCGUGAGAAAGCUUUGCAGAAGCAAGAAGGAUUCCUGAAAAGGCUGAAGUAUGGCAGGAGUCAGAAAGUUCAUUUUAACCUCACUGACAUGAUUCAGGAUGCAAUUAUCCACCACAAUGACAAAGAAGUGCUUCGACUCCUGAAGGAGGGGGCGGACCCGCACACUGUCGUUUCCUCGGGAGGGUCCCUACUCCAUCUGUGUGCUCGGUAUGACAAUGCCUUCAUUGCAGAGAUCCUGAUUGACAAAGGAGUCAACAUCAACCACCAGGAUGAAGACUUUUGGACACCAAUGCACAUUGCCUGUGCCUGUGAUAACCCUGACAUUGUCAUGCUGCUUGUAUUGGCUGGAGCCAAUGCUCUUCUACAAGAUGUUAACGGAAAUAUCCCAUUAGAUUAUGCUGUGGAAGGGACAGAAUCCAGCUCUAUCCUGUUGACCUAUCUGGAUGAAAAUGGAGUGGAUCUGAUUUCUCUGCGUCAGAUGAAGCUUCAGAGACCACUGAGUAUGUUAACAGAUGUCAAGCAUUUCUUAUCAUCUGGAGGAAAUGUCAAUGAGAAAAAUGAUGACGGAGUAACACUGUUGCACAUGGCGUGUGCAAGUGGCUAUAAAGAGGUGGCAUCUGUUAUCCUGGAGCACGGCGGGGACAUCAAUACAGCAGAUGACCAGGAAUGCACACCCCUCCACCUGGCAGCCAAGUAUGGCCAGAUAAACCUGGUGAAACUUCUUUUGAUGCAUCAGGCAAACCCACACCUUGUGAACUGUAAUGAAGAGAAGCCAUCAGAUAUUGCUGCAUCUGAGUUUAUUCAGGAAAUGCUGCUGAAAGCUGAAAUCGCCUGGGAAGAGGAAAUGAAAGAGCCUUUAUCUGUUCCUACCUUAGCCCAAGAGGAGCCAUACGAAGAGAUCAUUCACGACCUUCCAGCACUCUCCAGUAAGCUCAGUCCCCUGGUGUUACCAAUUGCCAAGCAAGAUAGUUUGUUGGAAAAAGACAUUAUGUUCAAAGAUGCAACAAAAGGUCUGUGUAAGCAACAAUCUCAGGACAACCCCCCUGAAAACACCACGAUGAACGGCUUCAACAAACCUGAGCAGGUCAAGCUAAUGCCUCCUGCUCCAAAUGAUGACCUAGCGACACUCAGUGAGCUUAACGACAGCAGCUUGCUUUAUGAAAUUCAGAAGCGUUUCGGGAACAAUCAGAUAUACACUUUUAUUGGGGACGUCCUCUUGCUUGUUAACCCCUUUAAGGAGCUUCCAAUUUACUCUGCCAUGGUGUCACAGCUGUACCUCAGCAACUCGGGCCGCCCACGUGGCGCGCUGCCCCCACACCUGUUCGCCUGCGCAGAGAGGGCCCUGCACCUGCUCUUUCUGCAAACGAGGCCACAAUGCUUCCUGCUCAGUGGAGAAAGAGGAUCUGGAAAGUCUGAAGCCAGCAAGCAAAUAGUGAGACACCUAACCUGUAGGUCUGGCUCCAGCAGGGCUCUAUUUGAUUCCAGAUUUAAACAUGUCAUGUGCAUUUUAGAAGCCUUUGGACAUGCCAAGACAACUCUUAAUGAUCUGUCCAGUUGCUUCAUAAAGUAUUUUGAACUACAUUUCUGUGAGAGGAAAAAACAUGUAACUGGAGCCAGAAUUUAUACAUAUAUGCUAGAGAAAUCCAGACUCAUUUCACAGCCUGCUGGCCAGAGCAAUUUUCUCAUUUUCUACUUGUUGAUGGAUGGGUUAUCGGCUGAAGAAAAAUAUGGACUUCACCUUAAUAAUUUAUGUGCACACCGGUAUUUGAACCAGACCAUACGGGAAGAUGUAUCAACAGCAGAGCAUUCUCUGAACAGGGAGAGAUUAGCUGUUUUGAAACAAGCCCUGAAUGUAGUUGGCUUCAGCAAUUUGGAGGUGGAGAACCUGUUUGUAAUCCUAGCAGCAGUGCUGCACCUUGGAGACGUUCGGUUCACUGCUCUGGCCGGUGCUGACUCGGCGCUGGUUUCUGACCUGCAGCUUCUGGAGCAAGUGGCUGGAAUGUUACAAGUAUCUACGGAUGAAUUGGCCUCCGCCUUAACAACUGAUAUUCAAUAUUUGAAAGGAGAUACGAUAAUACGACGCCAUACUAUACAGAUUGCUGAAUUUUACCGGGAUCUCUUGGCCAAGUCUCUGUACAGUCGUCUGUUUAGCUUUCUGGUGAAUACCAUGAACUGCUGCCUCCACGGUCAAGAGGAACACAGAAGCAUGCAGGCAUUGGAUAUUGGAAUAUUAGACAUCUUUGGUUUUGAAGAAUUUCAAAAGAAUGGAUUUGAACAACUUUGUGUCAACAUCACCAACGAGAAGAUGCACCACUAUAUCAAUGACCUGCUUUUUCUCCACGAGCAAACAGAAUGUGUCCAAGAGGGAGUUACCAUGGAAACAGCAUAUUCUCCUGGUAACCAGACUGGAGUUUUGGAUUUUUUUUUCCAGAAGCCAUCUGGAUUUCUGUCUGUCUUGGAUGAAGAAAGUGAAAUGGUUUGGUCAGUGGAACCAGACCUUCCAAGAAAGCUGCAAAGUCUCCUAGAAUCCUCAAACACAAAUGCAGUGUAUUCCCCCGUUAAAGAUGGGAAUGGGAACGUUGCCCUCAGAGAUCAAGGCUCUGCAUUUACUGUAAUGCACUAUGCAGGAAGGGUUAUGUAUGAAAUUGUUGGAGCGAUUGAAAAAAAUAAAGACUCCCUUUCACAGAAUCUUCUAUUUGUAAUGAAAACUAGUGAAAAUGUCGUGAUCAAUCAUUUGUUCCAGUCGAAACUGUCACAAACCGGAUCCCUUGUACCUUCGUCUCCUUCCUUUAAAUUCCGAGGACAUAAAUCCGCCCUGCUGAGUAAGAAAAUGACAGCUUCUUCAAUUGUCGGAGAAAACAAGAAUUAUCUAGAACUUAGUAAGUUAUUAAAAAAGAAAGGAACUUCUGCAUUUCUUCAAAGACUGGAACGAGGACAUCCAGUUACUACAGCAUCUCAGCUCAGGAAAUCGCUGACGGAUAUUAUUGGAAAACUUCAGAAGUGCACUCCACACUUCAUUCAUUGCAUCAAGCCCAAUAACUCAAAGCUGCCAGAUACGUUUGAUAACUUUUAUGUGUCUGCUCAGCUGCAAUAUAUCGGGGUCCUGGAGAUGGUGAAGAUCUUCAGAUAUGGAUACCCAGUUCGCCUUUCCUUCUUGGAUUUCCUAUCAAGAUACAGGCCCUUGGCUGACACAUUGCUGGGCGAGAAGAAGGGCGAGUCUGCUGAGGAGAGGUGUCGGCUUGUUCUCCAGCAGUGUAAAUUACAAGGCUGGCAGAUGGGAAUCCGAAAAGUGUUUCUAAAAUACUGGCAUGCUGACCAGCUCAGUGACUUGUGCCUGCAGUUGCAGAGAAAAAUUAUAACCUGCCAAAAAGUUAUAAGAGGAUUUCUAGCACGCCAGCACUUGUUUCAGAAAAUGAGCAUCAGACAACAAGAGGUCACUUCCAUCAACAGCUUCCUGCAGAACACAGAGGAUAUGGGGCUAAGAACCUACGACGUGCUGGUCAUCCAGAAUGCUUCGGACAUUGCCCGGGAAAACGACCGGCUCCGGAAUGAAACGAGUCCUGUCCACCAUAAAGAGAAAUUGGACAGGAACAAGCUAGAGGAAGGCACCAGAAGAGCUGAAGACAAGGGUGGACCCAGGCCCUUCCACUCCAGCUCCAUCCCAGUGCCCAUAGCAGGGGACAUCCUGGUACAGUCUCUCGCUGGACCGUCCAUCCGGUCUCCUUCGCUGCACUCGGUGUUCAGCAUGGAUGACAGCAGCGGCCUCCCGUCCCCAAGGAAACAGCCUCCACCCAAGCCGAAGAGGGACCCCAACACCCGGCUGAGCGCCUCCUAUGAGGCCGUGAGCGCCUGCCUGUCGGCAGCAGUCAAGGAAGCAGCGAGCGAAGCUCUGACCCGGCCCAGGCCACACAGCGACGACUACAGCACCAUGAAGAAGAUCCCUCCGCGAAAGCCCAAAAGAAGCCCCAACACCAAGCUCAGCGGCUCCUACGAGGAGAUCUCGGUGCCCCGGCCUGGGGAGGCGAGGCCCCCGGGCGCGCCCCGGGACCCGGGCUGCGGGCAGAGGGUCUGCUCAGCCGACGGGUCCCCUCAGGACGCGCUGCACCUGCCCACGGCCCCCGGGGACGACGACGACCCCGAGCCGGUGUACAUCGAGAUGGUGGGGAAUGCCGGGGGGCCCGGCGACAGCCCCGACCCCGGGGAGUCGGUGUACGAGGAGAUGAAGUACUUCCCGCCCGAGGACAGCGGCGGCCUGGGGGGGCGACACUUCACGUCCGCGUCGCCCCCCCUGUUCUUCGACCGUCGGAAACCCACGGCCUUGGAGGAGGGCGACCGAGCAGCGGGGCCCUGCAAAGACGCGUGCGACAUCCCGCCGCCGUUCCCCAACCUGCUCCCCCACCGGCCCCCGCUGCUGGUGUUCCCUCCCACCCCCGUGACCUGCUCCCCGGCCUCGGACGAGUCCCCCUUAACCCCCCUGGAAGUGAAGAAACUGCCCGUGCUGGAAACCAACCUCAGGUACCCCGUCCAGGCAGAAGGCUCGAGUCCACUGUCCCCGCAGUGUUCCGAAAACCCAAAGGGCGACAGCGACAGGCCCGCGUCCCCCGCCUUGACUCUGUUCGAUGGGUGCAGCAAGGUCUCCCCGCCUCCCACCCCCGCUCCGCCCCCCGGGGCUCCCCCUGCCGGCCCCCGGCCGUCCACGCACUUCGCCUUCCCGCCAGAGUCCGUCCCGGUCAGUGCAGGCCAAGCAGGGGCGAGUUCAGAUCUGUCCAAAAUGCACCAUAAGCCACACUCUGCCCCGGGGGCUGGUCCCUGCAGCUCCUUCUCCAAGAUCCCUUACUCCCCGGUGAAGGCAGCGAGAGCUGACCCCAGGAAGGCCCCCUGCAACGCCCCCUGCCCAGCCCCCUACAGCCUCGCCAGCUCCAGGCCUCUCAGCAGCCCUCUGGAUGAGCUGGCCAGCCUCUUCAGUUCUGGAAGGAGCGUGCUGCGGAAGUCUGCAGCGGGAAGAAAGAUAAGGGAAGCUGAAGGUUUUGAAACUAACAUGAACAUAACUAGCCGGGAUGGUCCUAACACAUCCGAAAUUGCUUCAGAGACUCAAGAUAGAAAUGCAAAUAACCACGGAAUUCAAUUAUCUAAUUCACUAUCCAGUGCUCUAACUGCUGAAAAUGGAAAUUCUGUCUCCAAUGGUUUACCUGAAGAAGAUGGAUACUCCAGGUUGUGUGUAAGCAGCACCACGACAUCAUCAUUUCAGAGACAUCGGGAGAGUCACACCACUCAGGUAAUCCAUCAGCUGAGGCUCUCAGAGAAUGAGAGCGUGGCCCUGCAGGAGCUCCUGGACUGGAGGCGGAAGCUCUCUGAGCAGGGUGGAGACUGGCGGCAGGUCCUGCAGCACGCUGAGCCCAGAGCACCUCCCCCGCCGCCCUGCAAGAAGCCCACUCUCCUGAAAAAGCCCGAAGGGGCCUCCUGCAACAGGCUGCCUUCUGAGCUCUGGGACAGCACCAUGUGA